AUAGGGCAGAGUUCGGACUACGGAAGCUCGCCAGUGACCUUGUUGGGUUAGCAGAUACGAGCUCCAACAGAACCAACAUGACCAUGCCUACCUUAUCAAGCGCUGGAUUCAGGAUAUCGAAAGACCAGCUGAUCGUGGCUGUGCCCGUGGCGGUGGUGGCGGCCGCGGGCGGCUUCCUCCUCAGCAGCUACCUGAGCGGGCGCAGCUGCAAGAAGGGCCGUGUCAACACCUGCAUCAGCAAGGACAGCCCCAAGGUGGUGCACAGCUGUGACAUGGAGGACAUCGGCACCAAGGCUGUCUACUGCCGCUGCUGGAAGUCCAAGAAGUUCCCGUACUGCGACGGGGCCCACGCCAAACACAACGAGGAGACCGGGGACAACGUGGGACCGCUCAUCAUCAAGAAGAGAGACGCCUGAACCGUCCUGCCCCCGGGGGGGGGGGGGGGACCCCCCCCGGCCUUCAUAACCAACGCUGCAAUGACAACCAUUACGCUGACAGUCAAUCGAGAGCUACCUGUGUGUUUUAAUCAACCUCGGCAUUGACCUGAUUUCUGAUUGUCAACCCGGGAUGAGUGCUAAUAUUCGAAUCAUCCGUCCGAAUCAGGGGAGACGUUACGACGCGUGGGGGGGGGGGCUCUCUUCUGCUGUCCCGGAUUAAUUUGGGCGAUCAAAAGGGUUGGGUGUAAAGACACCAGGUGUCUUCUGUUGACCUGUUCUCUGAGGAUGAUGGUGGUGUCAUUGAUGCUUCGUCAUCGCUCUGUGUCGCUGGCGCUUUCUCUCAUUCCCAUAUCCAUCACCACUCGGCUCAAUCUUGUUUUCACGCUGAAACUUUUCAUAACUACAGCUGCACUUCAUGGUCUGAAUGAAAAAAUAAAUGUGAAUGUUUUCUUGAAUUUAUUCGUAUUAAUUUAUUUUCUGCUUUUGCCUAUCUGCUGCUCGGUCACUGAGGAGUCUCGUAAAUUCUAGUAUAGUGUCUAGUAUACAGUAAUGCGCACUGAUCAAAUCUGACAAUGAGAAGCGACGAUGUACUGCUGGUAAAUCUUGAUUCGGUUUUCUAUGUUGUAUCCGUUGGGUCAGACUGGGGCAAAAAGGCCUUCAAAAUAAUAUAUUUUGCUCAAGUCAUUUUCCAUUGAUGCUGGUUCUGAUUUUGCUGAUUAGUUGUUUGUGAUCUAUAAAAUAUUGUGAAUAAAAAAUCGAAGUGAUCGGAUCUCUAGGUCAUACUUUCUUUUAUGUGUA
Messenger RNA from Gadus chalcogrammus (walleye pollock), 1235 nucleotides. RefSeq lists its product as uncharacterized. Gene Ontology annotation, biological process: regulation of autophagy. NCBI's taxonomy places the organism in Eukaryota, Metazoa, Chordata, Actinopteri, Gadiformes, Gadidae. Gene Ontology annotation, cellular component: intracellular membrane-bounded organelle; mitochondrial outer membrane. The transcript is spliced from 3 exons. The record is from RefSeq and is a predicted model, not a curated record. Bases 78 to 416 code for a protein of 112 amino acids. Gene Ontology annotation, molecular function: 2 iron, 2 sulfur cluster binding.